Molecule: messenger RNA, 1154 nt
Organism: Daphnia carinata
Lineage: Eukaryota; Metazoa; Arthropoda; Branchiopoda; Diplostraca; Daphniidae
Product: alpha-(1,3)-fucosyltransferase C-like
Exons: 1
Coding region: 28-1152 (374 amino acids)
Cellular component (GO): membrane
Molecular function (GO): alpha-(1->3)-fucosyltransferase activity
Source: RefSeq, a predicted model, not a curated record
CUUUUGAUUGCCGUGGGAUCGUUAGUGAUGACAAACGUUUUGUUUAUGUCUGCGCUGCCCAGCAAAGCCAAUCAAUCGACUACCGUUCAACUACGUCGCCAGCAAAAUCAGACGAAAACCAUUCUCUUAUGGAAUGGUUCCGGCCGCAAGGAAGUACGGGCCUUCGGAUUGGGCUACGAAGCUUUCGUCAAUCAAAACUGCACGUACACGCAAUGUGACAUGACCAACAAUCGAGCACAACAUCCAAUCGAAUAUUACGACGCUGUCGUCAUCGUGUUCAACGACGAAUUCACGUCAAACGACGAACUGAGAAUGCCAGAUUUCAAAAACGGACGCAAUCCUAAUCAACACGUCGUCUUCUUCACUCAAGAAUCACCUGUGGCUUUGAAAGCGUACUACAACAUGACUGACCUAUCGAACAUGUUCAAUUGGACAAUGACUUACCGACUGAAUGCCGAUGUUCCUUUCGUCUACGGUCGAAUCACGCCGAAAGCAGGUGCUCUCAAACCGGAAGAGAUUGUGCGUUACAGGCAACAUGCCCGGCGUCCAGGAGGUCCAUUGCGCAAUAAAACAGCGGCCUGGAUGGUGUCGCACUGCGACACGCACAGUCAAAGAGAGACGUACGUCAAAGAGUUGAGUAAAUACAUAGAUGUAGAGAUCUACGGUAGAUGCGGCAACUUGUCGUGCGCUCUCGACGUCCUGCAUCACUCCGAUCCGCAGUGUUACGGCAUGCUCGAAUCCAAUUACAAAUUCUACUUGUCUUUCGAAAAUUCACUUUGUCCAGAUUACGUGACCGAGAAAUUCUUCAAAAUUAUGGGUCACCAUAUCGUUCCCGUCGUGUACGGUGGGGCGGAUUACACCAAACACGCACCGCCACAUUCGUUCAUUGACGCCAGCAAAUUCAAUAAGCCGAAAGACUUGGCGGCUUACCUGAAACUGCUGGACGCUAAUGACACGCUGUACAACGAAUAUUUUUGGUGGAAAGAUCAUUAUCGCGUCGAAUUCAGCGUCAACGACAUGUCGCGUCACGGGUUCUGCAAUUUAUGUCAAAAGCUGCACGAACCUGUCAAUGUCAAAUCUUAUAAGGAAUUAGAGUCCGAAUGGGGUAACGGUAAUCAAUGCAAAUCGUUCGACCCGUCUACUGUUUCAUAAUU